CAUGUUAGGCGUUCAUUCCGACACGGCGUGGCAUCCCUUCGCACGGGAGGGGCAGAGCCUCAAUUCUGCCUCUUUCCUUCAACUUCACUCCUACCAGAUCAACACAUGGCCGGCUCCAGGCUGGUCCACCUGCAUCUCUACAGCACUUAGGCAGCCAUCACAGUACUUGCAUCGACCUGGAAGUCCUGACAUCACUACGGGCAGAGACCAUCAGAAUGACUAUGGCAGCAAUUGAACGCUUACCAGUCGAAUUGCUGCAGCCUAUCUUUGCGUUUUCCGGCUACAAUGUCGCUCUGGCUCAAGCCUCCGGUAUCCUAGGCACGCGUCUUUCGAGCGACUACGUCUAUCAUAACACGUGCGACUACUACUUCAACGAUGGCUGUGAUGACCACGUCAUUCGCUCUGCCGCACAGACAGCCAUCUUCGCCAGCAAGUGGAUGACUUGGUCUUUUUUCAAAAGUUGGAUCAUUAAGACAUAUGGAGGCAACGGGUGCUUAUGCGGCCUGACACCAGAUGAUGGGUGUUUUGACGCUCAAUGGCCUCCAAACUUCGAAGACGCAACAUCCAUGAUCUUCUCACGCAGUCAUUUGCCGCGACUCGCCUUCAUUCGUUGUCGACUCCCUAAGAAGCUUCUCGCUGCACCCUGGACUUCGGACAAGGUACAGUUUCUCCGCUUUCUACUUUGGACCUCAAGUAUGACGGUCGAUUGGCGAGAUCCGGAUACACGUCAGAUCGCUACUGAAGGCAGACGGCAAGCUUUUCUGGAGAAAAAUCUCGGAGCAGUAGAGCUCAUCAACCACAAUCGUCGACUCGGCAGACCGCCAACACUAGAAACUGUGCGCUUCGCCGUUACGGAGGCAGGCUGCGAUCGAUCUAUCGUGUACGACACCUUACGUAGUGCCUACAGAUGGAGCUCACAGAGUGACACUUGGAACUAUUCUGCGCUCUACCAGUGGUGCGACGAGCGCAUAUGGGACAACGAUAUAAAGGGAGUGUGGUUGCGAGGCAUACUGCAAACCUUAAGUCACUCCGAACUUGGUACCUAUGACAAGAGUAUGGGUAGGGACGACUUGUUUGGCAGGAUCGUCGAUGUAGCAGCGGAAGGAUACGGUGAUGAGUUCAACGAAGGGCUUACCAGGAACGAGCUCCCCUGGAAUAAGGUAAGAUUCGAUUCCGUUUACAUCUCUGCUGCUCAGGGCGGCACUGGUACAUGCAGUGUGUGGAUCGCAAUGUCCAAGCAAGUGUGGCGGUUGAUGUUGUGGCGGGCCCUAUACUGAACUUCCUUAAGGUCAUCACAACACGUGGUUGGCUCACAGUAGGCUCUCUUUUGCCGACACACCAUCAUCGUGUCGCACACCAAAUCCAUUGGACACAAGUCAUGCAGCAGGCGGGACCACGUAUGUACUCUGGACCAAGCUGCCCGCGAA
Macroventuria anomochaeta is the source of this 1427-nucleotide messenger RNA. RefSeq lists its product as uncharacterized. The coding region runs from base 216 to 1277 and encodes 353 amino acids. NCBI's taxonomy places the organism in Eukaryota, Fungi, Ascomycota, Dothideomycetes, Pleosporales, Didymellaceae. The record is from RefSeq and is a predicted model, not a curated record. The transcript has a single exon.